AUGCAAAGUGUACUUGAAUAUGUCAAGAACAUCGACUUGGAAACCGUCACAGAUCCAGAAGUUUUGAACAACGUGUAUCAGGAAAUCAAUGGAUUUGAAAAGGAGCUGGUGUCGAACUCACAGACUACUUAUCAAAUGGAAAGUAUUGUCAAGAAAAGUAAUGUACAACAGGUGACUGAUCUUCUAAAAAAGCUAGAUGUAGACUCACUGUCUAAGAAAAAGCUUGGAUCAAGAUUUAUUGAAGUGAUUUGUGAUGUUGUAUUCAAAGCAAUCUACAUCAAAAAAUUACAAGUUGACACUGUAACACUUUUUAGCCUUUUGAACACCAAAGAUGCAUUUCAAAAAAACUUCUUGAAUACAAAUGCCACACAUGUUAUCAGGAAGCUGUUCCAGAUUGCCUGCGGCAAGAAGAUUGUAGAAGGAAGAAUUGAACAGCGAUUCGAUCCAUUGAUGCCAGGACAUCUGGAAAAACUCAAAGAUGCGGUUCUUGAACUGAUACCAAGCAUGACCAAAGAGGAUAGCUUUGUAACACUUCUGAUGUAUCUGCAUUGCUAUAGAAGCCAAACAGUCAUAUACGAGGUUUCGAAACAUCACUUUAGCUUGGAAAGCAUAUGCAAUCCAAACACAUCGUAUUUUUUUGAAAAGAUAGUUCAGGCUGCCAAUAAAAAGACGUUGAAAAUGUUUUUUGAUGCAGUGGCAGGAAAUGAAAUGAAUCUCUGUAGAGAUAAAUAUGGAAACUACUUCAUUGGAGAGCUAAUUCUGCAUUAUUCAAAAAAAGCAGAUCACUUCUUCCUUAAGCUUCAACGCAACGAAUUCGACAAAAACUCAAAUAUAACAAUGAAACUUGCACAAGCACUUGCAAAACAAAAAUCAUAUACAAACUUAGAUCAGGUAGUAAAUACUUUUUAUCUUGAGAAUAAAUCAGAUGAUAUUCUUUUCAAUACAUUUGGCGGAGUUGAGGGCAAUUUCAAGCAGAAAUAUGCACCGAUGCUCUGUGAGCUUAUGAAGCUUCCUGAUGGCCAUAAUUACAGUGUUAAUUCAGCAUUCAAAACCCGAUUCUGUGCCAGCUGGAUCAGAUCAAAAGGUGGAAUGGAAAUGCUCAAGGGAUACUACGAAGGAACAGACUGCAAUAAAUCAAAGAAAGAGUUCACAAGGAAAAUACAAAAGUAUUUGCCAGACAUCAUGGAUAGAAAAGGGUCGGAAAGCGUCAUUAAGCUAAUUAUGCGAUACAAAAGCAGGUCGGAAUAA
This is a messenger RNA of Ordospora colligata OC4, 1248 nucleotides long. RefSeq lists its product as uncharacterized. Gene Ontology annotation, molecular function: RNA binding. Gene Ontology annotation, cellular component: 90S preribosome; nucleolus; preribosome, small subunit precursor. The transcript has a single exon. NCBI's taxonomy places the organism in Eukaryota, Fungi, Microsporidia, Ordosporidae. Gene Ontology annotation, biological process: endonucleolytic cleavage in 5'-ETS of tricistronic rRNA transcript (SSU-rRNA, 5.8S rRNA, LSU-rRNA); endonucleolytic cleavage in ITS1 to separate SSU-rRNA from 5.8S rRNA and LSU-rRNA from tricistronic rRNA transcript (SSU-rRNA, 5.8S rRNA, LSU-rRNA); ribosomal small subunit export from nucleus. Bases 1 to 1248 code for a protein of 415 amino acids. The record is from RefSeq and is a predicted model, not a curated record.